UGCAAACAGUGCUGCAGUUCGUUUGAGAAUUAUAUUUGCCGCCAUACUACUAGGAAGUUAGCUUAUUGACAGGCCCAUAAGGAAACGCGGUCGCAAUUUUAGCAAAGGAUAGACGACUAUUCGUGAAACAGGGAAUAACAUGACAUUCAAUCCGAACGAGCAUCAGCAUUUAAGAUACAACCCGUUGAAGGAUGAAUGGGUUCUGGUAUCUCCACAUCGCGCGUUGCGCCCUUGGACCGGCCAAACCGAAAAACCUGCCGUGGAAAAAGUACCGAGAUUCGAUCCGAGCAAUCCUUUGUGUCCUGGAGUCAUUAGGGCUUCCGGAAUUCAAACCCCCAAGUACGAGUCCACGUACGUCUUCACCAACGAUUUCCCAGCUCUCUUAGAAGAGGGCCCUGAACCCGAACAUUCCGAUGAUCCUUUGUUCCAAACCCGAGCCGCCAAGGGCACUUGCAGGGUUAUUUGUUACCAUCCGCACUCCGAUGUUUAUUUCACUAACCUGUCCCUUGGGCAAGUGGUAGACAUUAUCAGAGAGUGGAUAAACCAAACUAGAGAGUUAGGUAAGAGGUUCGUUUGGGUGCAACUGUUUGAAAACAGGGGUGCCAUGAUGGGCUGUUCGAAUCCCCAUCCCCAUUGCCAGAUAUGGGCGUCCAGCUUUUUACCUAACGAGCCAAGGAUUAAGGAGCUAAACUUAAGAAAAUACUACGACAAACACGGCAGACCGAUGCUGCAAGAUUACGUGAAAAGAGAACUGCAAAAUAAAGAACGAAUAGUGAUCGAAAACGAAGAGUGGAUAGUGGUAGUUCCGUACUGGGCUGUCUGGCCCUUCGAAACUAUGGUGCUGCCGAAAAGGCAGAUCCAACGUUUUACUGACGCGGACGGUGCGCAAAUCGAAACUUUGGCGAAAACUUUGCAGACAUUAGUGGCGAAAUAUGACAAUAUAUUUAAAUGUAAUUUUCCGUAUUCCAUGGGCUGGCACGGAGCACCUACCGGUGAGAAGUUAAAAGAAAACCAAGCGCAUUGGACUUUUCACGGAUUGUACUACCCUCCGUUGCUGAGGUCCGCGAGCGUGAAGAAAUUUAUGGUCGGGUACGAGAUGUUAGCGCAAUCGCAAAGAGAUUUAACGGCUGAGAAGGCGGCCGCCGUAUUGAGAGAACAGCCCGACUUAAGAUUCGAGUAGUUCACUUUUCGAAAAAUCUUUCAUUUUGUCGUCAAAAAUCGUCGGUAGAAGAAUAAAAAUUAAAAUCGUUUUUGUAUCAUUGCUGCAGAUUUAUAAGGUGCAUCGCGUGUAAUUAAGGAUAUUUUAUUUCACUUUUACACAGUACUUACACUUAGCGCUGUUUUUCAUUUGAAUCGUGAGAACUAUCGAAUCGAGGAACUGUUAGCUGCCAUGUUAAUUGUUGAACGCAUAAAGCUUUUACUAGCUAGUUUUUAUGGUUGACUAAGUUUAUAAGCCGCAAUAUUAAUAUAAAGGAUCAGUCAUAAUAUAGAAAAACAGCUUAAAUCUUUAACAUACCUUUAGUUUACUUACAAAACGUUAAAAACCAAUCAUCCGUUUUAGGGCCACUUAUAUACCUUCGGGGAUUUUUGCCAAGGUCUCACUUAAACUGAACACUAGUACCUACAAUACUGUCGUAUUGGAAGCUUUUUAUACUAAAAGAGAACUCCACUACAAGUCCUUUAUUUUUUCUGCGUCAUGAGGUUCAGACAUAAGCGCGCGAGAUAGCAGGCCGAGAGUCCCACAUUCUAACCUCUCAAGACCAUAGAAUAUGAACACCACAGACCACCGAACAACCCUGAUGCAACAAAUACUAUCAACUUCAAUCUUCAGAUUAAACUCCAACUGGCGGAUUGAAUGCCAGUUAAACUACAAUCUCUAAAUUUUCGCGUUCCUUUUUACGCCACUUUUGUUGUUUAUAACCUCAUUUUAAUUUUUUUUGCUGUAGGGAUAUUUUUUGAUAUUUUAGUAAUUUGAUACCGCGAUUGAUUAGACCAUCUACACAGCCAGAAUUUCCACUUCCCUAUUUCCUAUUUUGUAUCCUCUUAGUUUGUAAACUUGUUUUAUUAUUGCAUCCAUUACGAUGUUAAAAAGAAGCGGGCUUAAUGAGUCCCCUUGCCGAAUGCCAUUAUUUGCCAUUUAUUUUUGUUUGUGUAUUAUUUUCCGUGUUUAUAUUUUCAAUUAUUUUGAUGAUGUUGAAUGGAAUUUGUCGAUCGUAAAAAAGGUGUGUUAUAUCUUUCCAAUGUAUUCGGUCGUAGGCUUUCUGCAAGUCAAUAAAACACAUGAAGCCUGGUUCGUUGUAUUCGAUUGAUUUUUCUAUUAUCUGUCUUAUUACAAAGGUGGUAUCUGUGCAGGAUCUUGCUGAUCUAAAUCCCUGUUGCUCUACUGCUAGUGUGAUAUAUUCAUUAAUUCCGUUCGUUAUUAUCUUCGUAGUUAACUUCAAGGUCGCACAUAAUAAAUGUAUGCCUCUGUAGUGGUUUUUUUAUCUCCCUUUUUGAAUAAGAGAAGCAUAACACUAGUGCUCCCUUCAUCUGUUAUUCUAUGUUGAGAGAAAAUCUUCUUGAUUAAAGCCGUACUUAAGUACCUUCUUUGUGAUGUUAUCAUGACUCGGGCUCUUUCUGUUCUUUAAUUUUUGGAUUGCCUUUACUAUAUCUUUUUCUUCUAUAUCGUUCCCAUUACUUGUUAUUAUAUCU
Cylas formicarius (sweet potato weevil) is the source of this 2691-nucleotide messenger RNA. Its product is annotated as probable galactose-1-phosphate uridylyltransferase. Gene Ontology annotation, biological process: beta-D-galactose catabolic process via UDP-galactose, Leloir pathway. The record is from RefSeq and is a predicted model, not a curated record. NCBI's taxonomy places the organism in Eukaryota, Metazoa, Arthropoda, Insecta, Coleoptera, Brentidae. Gene Ontology annotation, molecular function: zinc ion binding; UDP-glucose:hexose-1-phosphate uridylyltransferase activity. Gene Ontology annotation, cellular component: cytoplasm. The transcript has 2 exons. Bases 140 to 1180 code for a protein of 346 amino acids.